CAAUCCAAUAAGAUUUAGAGUAAAGAAAUGAUUGUUUUUUUCCAAACAUUUUUACAAUUUGACUCGAUCAAAGAGGGAAGCCUGAUUUUCUGGCAACAAAUUAAUAACAAGAAACCAUUGCUAAGCUCCUAAGAAUAGCAAUCAAGUAACGGAUUGAACCCCAAAAUAGAGCUAUAAAAACAGCAGUUCAUACUCAAUCUUCAUCCACACCUCUCAAUCAAAAGCGAAAAAGAGCGAACGAGCAAAGAAGAAGAAGAAGAAAAAGAACAAAAACAAUGGCAAAAUCCGCAAUCAUGCUUGUUUCAGCCCUUUGCUUCAUGACGCUUCUUAACCUGGCAGCCUGCAAGAAGGAUCAGUUCUUCGUGGAAGGGAAGGUGUAUUGCGACACAUGCCGUGUCCAAUUCUUCACCAAAGUCAGCAAAUUCAUGGAAGGUGCGAAAGUGAAACUGGAAUGCAGAGAAAUCGAAGGAGAAAAGGUGACGUUGAACAAGGAGGCGGUGACGGAUAAGACGGGAUCUUACAAAAUCGAGGCGGACGGCGACCACGAGGAAGAUGUGUGCGAGGUGUCGCUGGAGAAGAGCAGCGAUUCAGACUGCGAUGAGGUGACGGAGGGAGGGUAUGCGCACAAGUCUCGAGUGAGCAUCACCAGCAACAGUGGAAUCACCAAUCCCGUCCGCCAAGCCAAUCCUCUGUCAUUCAUGAAGAAGGAAAAGGUUCCUGAGUGCAAGGAAGUUAUGAGAGAGCUUGGAUUCGAUGAAUUUGGCUUACCCGCCUAAAUAUCUUUCUUUCUUUUCGCAUUCUUUUUUUCCCUUAUUUAUUAAUUAUACCUGAAAUCAUCUUCUCCUCACC
Cucurbita moschata (crookneck pumpkin) is the source of this 849-nucleotide messenger RNA. Its product is annotated as olee1-like protein. The coding region runs from base 276 to 776 and encodes 166 amino acids. NCBI's taxonomy places the organism in Eukaryota, Viridiplantae, Streptophyta, Magnoliopsida, Cucurbitales, Cucurbitaceae. The transcript is spliced from 2 exons. The record is from RefSeq and is a predicted model, not a curated record.